UAUCCUAGAGAAUAUCCAAGUAUUUUCACUCCAUUUUCAUAGAUGGAAAGUAUUUCAAAUGGCUUAUGGUUUUGACUGUAUUGCAAAGCACUUUUGUUAUUUCCUCAUAUAUGAUGGUGACUGCUAAAGUAAUAUUCUCUGCCUAUUGUUUGCAGUAUGGUAAAUGUGUGCUUUUGGCAUUGUGAUUUAAACACAAUCCUGCAAAUUGUUCACUUGGGGUGGGGCUGGAAGAAGUUAAUUCCAGAUUAAAAUGUGUUUAUGGUGACAGAUUUAUGAGGAUUAGCCUAAUUGUGUAAAUGAAAACUCAGCUCAUUCCAUUCCUGUAUAUUCUUUAACUAUAUAUUUACAUGACAUAACUGUAGGCUGAACAUGUUAUUUCUUUCCUCUAAAUAUGAUCAUAAACAACAAAUUUGGAUUUCAGUCUUAACCUUUAAUAUUCUUACUCUGAAACGGUGCUUUAGCAUUAGGUUAGUCUUUAAAUGCUGAGCAGUAUGUUGAAGGCCUGCUUAUGCUUUACCUACUUUUGGUCUUUGAUGAAUUUUUAUACCUCUAUUCUUACUUGAAUAGCUGUAAAGAAAGACAUCAGUUGUCAGUGGGCAUAGCUAAUAGCUAAAAAAUCCAUUUUUAAUCAUCUGCAAAUAGGAAUCACCUACUUUUCCCCAGAGACACUAGAGAUCAAUUCAUCAAGCACAACUGCUUCUAUGACAGGCAACAUUAUCAUAUGAACUUCUGUCAUCUGAACAAGCUUUCUUUUGAAAUCAGUAGGUUCUCAUCGUUCUGCUACCACCCCAUUAGUACUGGAGUUCAUCUGCUGCUUUGAGAGCCUUAUUUAGAUUCCUGCACACACUGUUUGUCCAAAUUGUCCUUCACAUAGUUCCCCCCAUCCACAAACAUUCACCCUGAAGUAUUUACCAAGUCACUUCCCAGCUGUUCUUUCACAAACUAAGCAGGGCCAGGUCUUUUGCAUAAAUAUGGGAAGUGACAAAAAUCUAAAAGGAAUACAAUGUAAAUAAGUGCAUCUGCUUGGUUUAGAUGCUUAUUUUCUUUCAGACAUGCAAACAUAUAAUUAUACACAUAAUCACUCCUGGUCUUCAUACUAAAAGCAAGCUGCUUAUAGUUAAAAAUAAAAGUAAUUAUAAAAUUAAUCCAUGAGAUAAAAGCAACACCACAGCUAUGUUUUUAUGUAGUCUAAACAAAUCUGCACACCUAAAGACUACCCCCUUAGGUUUAGCACUGCUUAUGGAACUGACUUGCAGUUUGUUGACAAGGAAAUUUAGCAGCUAAUGAAAGGAAUUAAACUCAACUUGCAAACCCAUAUUUAGGGAAGGCGAUGGAACAAAAUAUGUGCAUAUGCAGUACCUGACAGUAAGGGCUAUGUGCCUAAAGCUGUUGACACCAAGGAAGAAUGAAUGUCCUGUGUUCCCAUCACUUUUCAAAAGGAAAAAAUACAUGUGCCAAAUAUUUGACUGUGGUUGACUGCAGAUGCUAGAAAAGGUGGGUGAUACUACAGCAUAUAGGUGCAAUUGGCAUUGUAUGAAGUUUUGCAUAACUGAUUGUGCAUGGUACAGUUUCUGUCUGUAUCUAUCUUAGGUAUUUACAAGGCAUCUGUCACCUUGGUGUACCUAAGCAGUUUGAAAAAUGCACCCACCCCAGGAGGCAUGAUGCAGAUACAGGCAGAGGCCCAGGUCCAGAGCAGCAGAGGCAGGUCCCAGGAAGCUCCGCAACCGUGUUUCCGCUGUUGUUGAGCUCCUGGCCCACUUGUUGUGGCCAAGGAACAUCUCCACCUACCUGUCAGCAGGAAGACGGUACCCCACCCCUCACGUCCAGCUCCACUGGUGGGGAACCUGAAAAGGAAAGAUAAUGGAAAAGGCAACGAUCCAGUAGCAGAGGUGAAACAGAAAUGGUGGGAUUUCAAAAGGAGGGAUUCUUAAAGAGCAGCACAUCUCAGGGGAGGGAUCAGCUGCCAGUCCAAGUGGCAGAUGUCACUGGGGAACAAGAUGGGGAGGUUCCUGGAUCCUCGGGGCAAGCUGGCCAUCACCGAGGGAGCUCGCUGUCCACGCCGGCCGAAGAACAGGAAUCCUCGGUGCCUGCCUCUGACGAAGACUCGCCAGCCAGGACCACAGAGAGCUGGCAGUGGCCGUUGUCCUCGUCUGAAACGCACAGCAACGUUGGGGAAGAUUUUGAGGGAUUUCAAACGCCAGCGCGGACUCCGGAGUGUACCAUGGACAUACAGUCUCCCGGGGAUCAGUCACUCAGUAGGACUCCUCAGUUUGAAAGUGACUCUCCUGAGGAGGAGGGAAAUGAUGAAAUGAAUGAAGAGCGCUGCGGUGUUGAGCCUGUCCCUAGGGAUCGGGGUUGGAGAGGGCAGCCCCAACUAACAGAGGGAGAGAAGCUGUUGAUGGAAACCAACAGUAGGAUUGUGCAGCUGCUGGAAAAUAUCAAGAGGGAGCAUGCACAGUCCAUGGGUCUCAUGUCACAGUCCAUGGGCCGUAUGGAGCUGCAGCUGGGCAUUGUGGCUACCUCCACAAGAGCCAUCCAUAACUACCUGUCAGAGAUUUUAGCUUUCCUCAAGCAGCCAAGGACGCAGGUCCUUGAAACACGCAUCUCCCAAAGAGCCACCCCCCAUGUCGAGUUAACUUGUGCCUCGACAUGGACUGGUGAGGACGCAGUGGCAUCCUCCACUGUGUGCUUACCAGGGGCCGAAGGGACGAGCGACUCUCGAGAACCACCGCAGGCCACGCUGCCUUGUCGCAGUGGCCGGCUGCAGAGAGCCAUAACCGAGAGGGCCUCGUUGCCCAUGCCUACACGCCAGGCAAAAGGGGGAGGGAAGAAAAAAUAACCACACCAUAGGAUUUUUAGGGGUUUUUUUAAUGUGCCUGUCCUUUUAAUUCUUAGCCAUAAGGCCAUCAGUGGCAGAAUUCAACCAUUUCCUACAUUGGCUAACAUUGUAUUCUGGCUGACUAGAUUAGUCUAACAUUUUGUAGUUUAUAUUUGCACUGUUAACGAUGUGUGCUGCUGGUAUUUGAAGAACAUUUGCCUCUGUUCUUUCACUUUAACUUCAUACGAGCAUUUUUUUACUCUGUGCCAGGCAUUCAUUGCUUUUCUUACAAAUACAAGUCAUUUCUUGAG
Strigops habroptila (Kakapo) is the source of this 3129-nucleotide messenger RNA. RefSeq lists its product as uncharacterized. The transcript has 2 exons. NCBI's taxonomy places the organism in Eukaryota, Metazoa, Chordata, Aves, Psittaciformes, Psittacidae. The record is from RefSeq and is a predicted model, not a curated record. The coding region runs from base 1901 to 2839 and encodes 312 amino acids.